This is a messenger RNA of Rattus rattus (black rat), 411 nucleotides long. RefSeq names its product testis-specific protein TSX. The transcript is spliced from 5 exons. The record is from RefSeq and is a predicted model, not a curated record. Lineage: Eukaryota; Metazoa; Chordata; Mammalia; Rodentia; Muridae. The coding region runs from base 49 to 411 and encodes 120 amino acids.
UCAGCUACACCAACAGGUCUCCCCCGACAGGAGCCGAAUCCCGGAGUUAUGGCUAAAGAGCAAGACCCCAAGACUUCUGAAGCAGAAAACGGUACAAUGGACUUUCCGGAAUACGAAGAUGAAGAAGAAUGGCUUUUCAAAGUUCUGGGAAUCAAGCGUAGACCUUCCUCUGAUCUGGAUGAUGCUGAUAAGCAGGAAGAUGAGCCACUGGGCCACACUGAAUUUCUUCGCCUGCAAGAUAUUCUUCAAGAGGACAAAGUCAGCAGUACCAAUGAUAGCGACACUUGCCGAGCUGCAUAUACCGAAGAAAAUGAUGAGGCCAGUCACAGUGACAGCGACGUUGACGAUAAUGUGAACGUCAUCAUUGGUGACAUUAAAGCAAACUCCUCCAUGUAUAUGUAUGUAUCUUAA